CUUUUCCGCAUCCGGUCCUGUGCUCAACUCCGGAUGGCAUCUGCCGUCGCCGUCGCCGUCCCGGCCUUAGGCAGCUCCACCGCUCCGAUCCUUGGACACCACCAAAAUCAAAAGUGGUCGUGCGGCCUUGUGCCUGGACGGUCGUCGUCUGCCAGAGACAGAGACAGAGUCGGUGGAGUCCGCCAGCGCAAGAUCCUUGCUCUGGUGGUGCCGCCGCCCCUCGUUUCGGCGUCUGACCACUGGGGCAACUGGACCUUCCUCCUAAGCACCGCCGCGCUGGGCAUCUGGUCGGAGAAGCGGACCCCCGUGGGCAAGGCGCUGAGCGGGGCGCUGGUGAGCGUCCUGCUGGGGCUGGCGGCCAGCAGCGCCGGCGUGGUGGCGGCGGACACCCCGGCCUACCGCGUGGUGCUGGAGUACCUGCUGCCGCUGGCCAUCCCGCUGCUGCUGUUCCGCGCGGAUCUGCGCCGCGUGCUCCGCUCAACGGGGGCCCUGCUGCUGGCCUUCCUGCUCGGAUCUCUGGCAACAACGAUUGGCACUGUGGUGGCGUUCCUGCUCGUCCCCAUGCGCUCGCUAGGGCCGGAUAACUGGAAGAUCGCGGCGGCGCUGAUGAGCCGCCACAUCGGGGGAGCUGUCAACUACGUUGCUGUUUCUGAAGCUCUCGAGGUUUCUCCGUCAGUGCUGGCAGCCGGGCUGGCCGCCGACAACAUCAUCUGCGCACUCUACUUCACAAGCAUCUUUGCAAUAGCUGCGAGGAUCCCCGCGGAAGACCAUUCGGUUGGUGGUGACAGUGACCACCACCAGCAACCCGUUGUGCUUGCCCACAGCGCCGUGGCCAUGGCUGCGGCAUUCGCCAUAUGCAAGGCAGGCAAGCUGGCGACGACCGUGCUGGGCGUUCCGGGGGGAAGCCUUCCGUGCAUAACAGCAAUCGUGGUGGCUUUGGCAACACUGUUCCCUUGCCACCUCGGCGUCCUGGCGCCGUCGGCCGAGCCCGUGGCCGUCAUUCUGAUGCAGGUCUUCUUCGCUGUUGUGGGAGCCAAUGGAAGCAUCGGCAAUGUCAUCAGCACCAGCCCUAGCAUCUUUGCCUUCGCUUCCGUGCAGAUCGCGGUGCACCUCCUGGUGACCCUUGGCGUCGGGAACCUGCUCGGCCUCCACACCAAGCUGCUGCUCAUAGCGUCCAAUGCCAACGUGGGCGGCCCCACCACGGCCUGCGGCAUGGCCACCGCCAAGGGAUGGACCUCACUGGUGGUUCCAGGAAUCCUUGCGGGCAUCUUUGGGAUCGCCAUCGCCACCUUCAUGGGGAUCGCUUUCGGUCUGCUUCUACUCAAACACAUGGCAUGACAAUAUGUAGCAGAGACCCGCAGAUUGUGCUCUGCAUUAUAUUCUUUUAUUUGCAUGAACAUGAUCCAUCCACAUAAUAAGUA
This is a messenger RNA of Sorghum bicolor (sorghum), 1421 nucleotides long. RefSeq lists its product as uncharacterized. The transcript has 3 exons. NCBI's taxonomy places the organism in Eukaryota, Viridiplantae, Streptophyta, Magnoliopsida, Poales, Poaceae. Bases 34 to 1338 code for a protein of 434 amino acids. The record is from RefSeq and is a predicted model, not a curated record.